Plodia interpunctella (Indianmeal moth) is the source of this 3371-nucleotide messenger RNA. RefSeq names its product Metallophosphoesterase (gene Mppe). The record is from RefSeq and is a predicted model, not a curated record. Bases 289 to 1317 code for a protein of 342 amino acids. The transcript has 7 exons. Gene Ontology annotation, molecular function: hydrolase activity. Gene Ontology annotation, cellular component: endoplasmic reticulum. Gene Ontology annotation, biological process: GPI anchor biosynthetic process. NCBI's taxonomy places the organism in Eukaryota, Metazoa, Arthropoda, Insecta, Lepidoptera, Pyralidae.
AUAGAUUAUGUGUAUUUUUUGUAUCUAUAUUAUAGAAAUUAAAAUUAAAAUAUCAUUAUUUUAUGUAACAUAUUCUUCAUAAUAAUAAUUAUUCUGAUUGGAAUUAAAUAACCAACAUUGACAACUGAGAUUGACAGAAUGAAACGAAACAAACUUCACUUCUUUUCCCCUUUCCCUUCCACCCGGCCGCCUCUCUUGCUUCAAAAGUGAUGUCGACUUCUGUUUACUGCUGCAUCGAAAUGUAAACAAAACAAAGAUAAUAUCACAUAGUACAUUACAUUGCCUAAAAUGUUUUUUAAAAGAAGUACAACAGUAAAAUACAGCAUAGCUGUAUUAGUUGGCGCAGUUUUGUAUUGCGAGUGGUUUGUCUACCUUGCACAGCCGCUGUCCUGGCCAACAUUGCAAUGCCUCCAUGAUCCAUGCACCCGGGUGCUGUUCAUAGCAGACCCGCAGAUACAAGGGGACACCGCUGUUGGGCCUCCCCUCAGCUAUCUUUUCAACUGGGAUAGCGACAGGUACCUAAAGUCUACAUUCUCUGUGGUUUUGAACCAUUUCAACCCAGACGUCCUGGUGUACCUGGGUGACUUGACAGAUGAAGGCUCCAUAGCCACCAUGGCACAGUUUCAUUCAUAUGUGAAAAGGCUCUCCAACAUAUUUGAAGUAGACUAUCCUGUUGUUCAAAUAUGGCUGCCAGGCGAUAACGACAUAGGCGGCGAAGGCGAGCCAAUAAAAAAAGAUAAAGUGGAGGAAUUUGCCAAAGUGUUCAUGCAGCCAGAUGUUGUGAGAUUCUGGAACAUAUCCUUCUACAAAGUCAAUGGCAUCACAAACACAGUUCCGCAGAUAGUGGCCGGGCCUGAAGACACCAAUUACAAAAUUGUGGUCUCCCACUACCCUCUGACCCAUAGGCAUAGUUUUAUUAGUAAGGUGAACUCGAUCAUCCGUCCAGACAUAUACUUCAGCGCGCACGACCACGAGUCCAAGUACGUGCAGCAGCGGAAGGAGCUGCCGCUGCACAACAGCUCAGUGCUGAACAUCCACCGCGACGCCGGACUCUACGAAGUGUCGGUGCCGACGUGUUCGUACCGCAUGGGCACCUCACAUAUUGGCUAUGGAGCUGCUUUGAUUGAGCGUGACCACUGGCUGGUCCAGUACACGGUAUUCUGGUCGCCACAGCGGUUCCCGCAGCUGUUCUUCUACGCUCUAGUGCUCAUCUUAUUCUGCGUGUACGUCAUCGUGUUCUGUCAGAGCAGGCUGAUGCGCUAUUGCAGGUCCAGCAGCAGGACCAUGGACGAGGUUCCGUUUUUGAAAAGAGUCUAGUAACUAGUGUUGCCGCUUGAUAGAAUAUCGAUAGCGUUUCGAUAGACUAUCGAUAGUUUUGCAUACUGUCGAUAGUGUCCAAUGCAUAUUGCAUAGUGUCAUGCAAUGGUAUCAUUGCAUGACAAAAUAUUGAUAAUAAAGCAAUACAAAACAUUCCAACAAGGUAUGUGAAUUGAAAUGCCAAAAUUUUAAUAUACCUAUAUUAUUAUUAUUAUAUUUUAUAAAGAAAACGCCAAAGAGUUAAACGAUUGGAAUUUGGUCAAUUUAAAUAUAUAGAAACGGCCCCAACAGACAAAUUUAUAUAAACAUGUAGGAACAAAUCACUAAAAUUGAGUUAGCCUUUAAGCUAAGGAUACUAACACAACUAUACUAUAUUUUAUAACAUACUUUUCCCGCGGCUUCAUCCGCGUUUAUUUUCACCUCCUAUUAUAGCCAUUUUUCAAAAAUGACUAUAAAAUAGGAGGUGAAACUCCCAUGAGUGUACGUGCAUACCAUAUUUCAUCAAAAUCGGUCCAACGGUUUUACCGUGAAAGCGAAAUAGGCAGACUUGCGCGAUUAUAAUUUAAUAACUAUGGAUUUAAUACUUUUGUUGGAUUUCUAAAUAGCACCUAUGAAUUAUGUCAUUUUUAUUAUCAUGUUAUCUAUUAAUUUUAGAUUUGUUUUAUCUUUUUAUUAUACAUUCCUAACCACAGUGCAUUUGUCAUUUAUAUAUUUUUUUUAUGAUGUAGUACAAAUAAUAUCUAUAAAACUAACAGUUCUACUUAUAAACUAAUGAGGAGAUCAAUUUUUGCUGUUACAUCAAUUUUUUGUUAUAGAAGCAAUGUGCCCAGAACUAGUAGCAUCUCCCCGCUAACCUGCCAGUUUGCAGUGCAAAGCACUGCUCUUCGUUCUCUAGUUGUCUAGAUGAGACGCGCUGAGAUUUCCGACCAUAAUUUCUUUGGUUCACGGGCCGAGGGACCCAUUGUCUCCAUUGCGAAAGUUAAACACAUUUUUCCCAGUAGUGAUCUGGGCUUCAUAUUCUCAGUAUGUUAAGUCGGCCGCACCCGAAAGGCAAGACGCCUGCCAAGCCACUAUUUAUGCCACACUAACGUCGAACGCCGAUUGCAUGGACAUUGCGUAGUUAGUACGAGUGCUUUUAUGUACCGCAAUGAAAAACCAGCAAUGUAUGCCGAAUACGUCAAAUUUCAGCGAACUUAUCCGUCAUAGUGUGAAGUUGGCAUUAGAUUAUUAUCAUGUGUCAUAAGACAGAUGAUUGGUGCUAAAAAUAACAAAUACUAUAUGGAAAAUGUAAAUAAUAAAAAAUAAAAUUAAUAAAAAUAUAGCUAUGUAUUUCGUAACAACUUACAUAAUUUCAAUCCAAGUCCAUAUUUGUGAAAAGCAUUUCCAAAUAUAUGACAAUGUACAGUUCCCUUCAUAUAUUUCAUAGAAAACAAACAAAAUUUCCCUUAUUAGAAAAUAAUUACAAAAAUUUUUAAUGUUCAUAUAAAAAUACCAAAACAAUUAAAAUAAAUUAAGUGACUUUUAUAUUAUCAUCAACUAUGCUCUCUUGUCUUGCUCUUUCAGCUCUCUUUUAAAUAAACAGCAUUAUAUACACAGCAGAUAUGCAUAAUUAGCAAUAUAGGUAAUAUAAGAAAAUCCUAAAGGCAUAAUAAAUUAGUUAUUGAACAGUUAAAGGCUGUUUGUUCCUUGCUCUCAAACAGGAGUUACAAAAUGUUACAUAUGUGACAUUUAAUACAUUACAUAAAUAUAAUACAUUCGCUUUUUAUGUAACAGGGUUAUUUAAUUGUAAUUUUAAAUAUUUUUUAAUUCAAUUUUUUUUUAAAUUUAAAUUCAAAAAUAUUUAAAAUUAUGUUAUAACAGGCACAUAACAGGGUUAUUAAGUUGUAGUUUUAAAUAUUUUUGAAUCUUUCAUAAUACCCUAAUAUUAUAAAAAUAAAAUUGUUAAUACAUUAGCUUUUUUUAUGAGAGUUCUAGUUUUUCAGCGUCACAGACAAAAAUAUCUUGUCUAAUUCACCACUCCAAAGUCGUGGGCCAAGCCGGCCACGACUUUGGAG